Molecule: messenger RNA, 4793 nt
Organism: Scylla paramamosain (green mud crab)
Lineage: Eukaryota; Metazoa; Arthropoda; Malacostraca; Decapoda; Portunidae
Product: mucin-2-like
Source: RefSeq, a predicted model, not a curated record
UAUGAGUCAACCACCUCCUUCACUGACUGCCCCUCCUUCAUCCCCCCUGCAGGAGAGGCUCUGGGCCAGCUGACGGAGGAGCGGCGGGGCGGACAGGAGGAUCUGGACGCUGUGGUCGAUUCAGUAAACGCGGCAGGGCUUCAGCAGACGACUCGCUACACGGGAGGCCUGCAGGACUCAGAGGACGGCCGGAGCAAGACGCAAGGAGGUAAUGGAGGCAGCGGAGGGCGACGUCACCACAACAACCACGGAUCUCGCAGACACCACGACUGCAACAACAACGACAUAGCAGAGUGCGUGGAGCUGCUGGAGGUGCUGACGAACAAGGAUCUGGGAUUUGCCGCCACAGUGGAUGAGUUGAACAAGAUGUGCCCGGUGUUGCUGGAGGGUCUUCAGUGCAUCGACAACUACACCCGCCGCUGCUUGACACAGAAGCACCGGGAUUACUUCAACAAACUCUACGCAGGGACCAUUAGGGUGAUUAAAGACCUCUGUAACACCCGCGGACGCUACCAGGAGGAGUACAUCCGCCACGCCCCCUGCAUGCGCCAGGUGAACCCCAAGUACAACGUGUGCUCCGUGCUUUACCACAGAAAGACAGUGGCUCUCAACGACAUGCAGGAUGCCUCCGUCACCCUGUCUGAGGACGAGAAGAACCGCAACGUGAUCAUUCUGUGCUGCUCCUUCCAAGAGUACCUGCAGUGCUCUGAGCGUGUGGUGUUUGAAACGUGUGGAAACGAGACGGCACUCUUCACCAAGGAGUUCCUAGACCGAAUGGCAGGACCGAUUGUACAGGGGAAAUGUUCUUCGAUUGUUAAUAUGUACCUGUGUCCACAAGACCUGUUCCCCCAUCACCCCGAGGGCUCGCCACGUCCUGACUCCACCACCGACCCAAGCUCCUCUCCCGUCCCCCCACCGACCCCCACCACGCGGAUGCCCCAGGACAAGGUAGAGACGGCCGGAGAGGAGACUCAGCCCCCCGCCGCCGCUAGUGCCCCGCCCCCCACCCAUCGCCCGCUCCCAGAAAUAGGGAUGCUCUACACACACGGAACCACCCAGAGGACCCUGACGACCCUGGCCGGUGCUCUGGACAGGUUGGGAGAAGGCGGCGAUGCAGAUGGCGCCAGUCCGUUCCGUGGUCCUGGGGCGGAGGCGGCGGCCGCUGUCGGGAGCCACACCACGGUACGGUCGAAUGUCGCCCUUCACCAGCUCGAGCUUGACCUUGAGCCUGUGUCGCUGCAUGAGCCGGAGUAUGUGGCGGCGGCCGAGGUUCACCAGCCCUUGGAGUCACCACGAGAGCAUGGGCAGCACGACACUCCGGCAGAAUCCACAACGAGUCUCCCACCACCCAGACGUCCUGCAGGUAAGGCGCCCCGCCGGCCUCCUGCAGCGCCUCGCACUGGACUGAACAGGACGAGGAGCCGAGCGGGCAGACGUGGCGGCGCGGUCGGCUCUCUGCGCCAUGUUUCCCUCAGGGACGGCUCACAGAUACUCGGGCUGCGGGAAGCAAACUCUUCAGCUUUUCCUUGGCGCAUCAGACACUCCAGGAAGCACUUCAAGCUGCCGCUGCGGCGCCGAGGAACGUUCCGUCGCAGGAGACCACCCCUGUCCCGAACCGCCUCGCACACCGGGCCAGGACACCACAGGACAACAAAUACUAGUAAGGUGGAAGCCAGACCGAAGUUCCCGAUCAUGAGACGACGGUUUCGAGGAUCUGUGAGGCGCGAGCGGACAACGAGACGCCCUUAUCCUGAUGAGGAACUGGAAACAGACUUGAACACAGACGCAGUAAAUGAUACUCGAAGUGAGGAGAGCAGGACUGGCAGCUCCUCCGGCAGCAACGUGAGUCUGCAGCCAUUACGACCAGUCAAGACGGUUCCUGAGGGCACGAAUGAAGCUGUGCCGCCACCAGCCGUCCCUCGUCCCGCCCCUGGACCAGGCAGUGGCCGCGCCGGAAAUCCCACCGGCCCCGAGGGACACCCACGCAGGAGACAUCGAAAACCCGGAUGGAGACGAAAAUUUUAUCGCGGCAGGAGGCCCCAUGUGCCGGGAAACUGGGACGGCGUCAAACGCAGGCCGGGCUGGAGGCGUAUGAGGCGGCCACUCGGGGCGGCCGGUAGGAGGCUAGUGCCCUCCCACUCGGCGGAAACCACUUCACAGAACGAGAACACUCAGGAAAACAUUGACUUAGAAAAGCAUCCUUUGGAAACCGAGCAGAAAACAGCACAAAAAAAUGUGAUUGUUGACAUUACAACCCGCUCCACGCCCCUGCUCUCCACCACCACGGAGAGCGAGACGCAGUUGGAAUGGCCCGGCGAUGCUCAGCCCGCGUCACUCCCUACACCGACACCUACACCAGGCGAGUCGCUUGAAACAGUGACGGACGCCCCCGCCCCUGUGAGUGAGACGCAGCCACGUGUGGAUCUCAUCUUGCCGGAAGGCCGCACAGGAGACCUUCCUGACGUCGCCACGCGAGAAGAAGGUCGUAGCUCCUUCACUCCCUGGCACGGCGCUCCCGACGACACCAUGGAAUCGACCACCACCACCACCACCAGCGCCACCACCAGCCCCUCCACCAGCCUCUCCACCAGCCUCUCCACCACCACCAGCGCCACUACCAGCCCUUCCACCAGCCUCUCCACCAGCCUCUCCACCACCACCAGCGCCACCACCAGCCCCUCCACCAGUCCCACCACCACCACCAGUGCCAACACCAGCCCCUCCAUCACCACCAGCUCCACCACCAGCUACACCACCAGCGGCAUCAGCACCACUACCGGCACCACCAGCACCAUCAGCUACACCACUGACGCCACCAGCACCACCACCGAAGCCAUCAGCACCACCACUGGCGCCACCAACACCACCACCGAAGCCACCAGCACCACCACCAGCACCACUACUGAAGCCACCAGCACCACCAACGGCGCCACCAGCACCACCACGAGUUCCACCAACACCAGUGCCACCAGCACAACCUAUGAACCGUUGCCUUCUGCGAUCUCUUCCCCGACAAGGGACAAGCCAGCGAGCAGCAGCAACACAGCCCGGGUGGAUCUCGGGGGCGCGGAGGGUGACGCUCAAGACUCCCUCCCAGAAGGCCCCAGCAGUGGGGGGCGGCCCCCGCCUCUUGACGUGGAUGACUUGUGGUUCCAAAAUCUUUUCUUGUCAGAGCUGCGCGAAGCGGUCAUCCCGGCACCCACGCCCGCGCCCUACACUGUCAGACUUUGGCAGGAGCACAAAAGAAAGAUGGGCGGGUUCUCCAGCCGUUUCGUUCCUCUCGCGCUGGACAUCGUGGAGUCAGACUUCGUGCCGCUGACCCACCCCGUCGCCACCGUCACCGAGGAGGAGCCCGCCAGGGACCUGCUUCACCAUGAGCACCAUGAACACUCAGAGGCUGUCCACAUUAAGGAACCCCAUGAGAACUUGCAGGAGGAACCCACCCUGAUAGAGGAACCCACCCUGGUAGAGGAACCCAUCCUGGUAGAAGAACCCACCCUGGUAGAGGAACCCACACUGGUAGAGGAACCCACCCUGGUAGAGGAACCCACCCUAGUAGAACGACCUACGCCGGUAAAGCAACCCACUCUGAUAGAGGAACCUACCCUGGUAGAACAACCCACACUGGUAAAACGACCUACUCUUGUAGAACAACCAACGCUAGUAGAACAACCCACCCUGGUAGAGGAAACCACCGCGGUAGAACAACCCACCGUGGUAGAGAAAACAAUCAUGGUAGAACAACCCACCAUACUUGAGGUAGCCACCUUGGUAAAACAUCCCACCCCGGUAGAGGAAGCGGCAUCAGGCGGCGUCCCUUCUUCCCGCCAGCCGCACUCCAGCACCAAUGCAGCCGCUGAUGCGGAGACUGGUCCCGCACUUGUUACGCGCGGCCCCACACCAGACAGCGGCCCCGGUCCGAGUGGCGGCGGCAUGGAGGCGCAUGAGACGCUUCCGCUAACUAUUUCUGAAGUCGCGCAGUCCCUCGAAGGCAACACAGCAGAAGAGGAAAAGGAGGAGGAGAAAGAAAAGGAAAAGAAGAAGAAAAAGAAGAAAGACAAGAAAAAGGUCAUCGCUGCACACAAUAACCAAACUGGCGGGAAGAAGAAACAGAAUACCGUAAACCCGCAGCUUCUCGUCACUACAAACGACCUCGGCGGCCACGCCGAGAUGCUUCCCGCCGCACCUCAGGAUGCACAAGACAUCUCACCAGGACGAGCCUCUGGCACUCAGCUGACAUCUAAUCCAACUCCGUCCACUCCUGUUUCGCCGCCAGUCUCCGGCGCCGCGAACCCCCAACCACUUGCCUCCACAGCCGCCCACUGACGUCCAGCUCGACGACCACGCCCACUCCCCCACCGACACUCCCUCUCCCACCCAGGCCUCACCGGAUAGUCUUUUAUCUUCAAACGAUACCCGAGGCCAUGGCCAGUCUAGUGAAAGUGAAGGCGGUGCCCCUGACAGACCCGCGGCGGCGGAUAGCACCCGCGACGCUCUGGCUGAGGCGGAACCCCAGGGAGAAAGUGGUGCCGGGACGCCGCUGCUCCACGCUGCUGUGGCGGGGGCGGUGCUGCUCGCCGUGUUGUGAUGGAAACUUUAAUUUUAAUGUGCUGUGUUGGUGCUUUUUGCCGCGUUCUGGUGUUGUGGAGCUGCACUGCUGCCGCGCCCAACACUGCCACGUGAAACGAAUUACGAAACCUCGCAAGACGAACAUUUGAGCCACGAGGCAAAGGCAGCGUGUUGUUAUGGUGCUAUUGCUGUUGUUUUGAUGUUUUCGUUGUCGUUAUUGUCGC